UCCUUUGCUCUCCACAACUUCCCUCUCCUUCUUUACUUUUAUUUGGUUUUCGUCUUUAAUUUUCAUUUUCAUCUUUAGUUUUGUGUGUGUUUCAAUGGCUGAUACCGGUGGUUCAGUCUCUUCAAGAAGAAUGUGGUGUUCAGUUCCUGAAAGACUCCAGCUGCACAUGGCCAUGUUGACCUUGCAGUUUGGAUAUGCUGGUUUCCAUGUCGUUUCUAGGGCUGCCCUUAAUAUGGGAAUUAGCAAACUUGUUUUCCCAGUUUACAGGAACAUCAUCGCUUUGCUUCUUCUACUUCCUUUUGCCUAUUUCCUUGAAAAGAAGGAGAGGCCAGCAAUUACUCUCAACUUCAUCAUUCAGUUCUUUCUCCUUGCGCUAAUAGGAAUAACAGCAAACCAAGGAUUCUACUUGCUGGGCUUAGACAAUACUUCACCCACCUUUGCAUCAGCAAUACAAAACUCCGUCCCUGCCAUUACCUUUCUCAUGGCAGCCUUGCUCCGGAUAGAGAAAGUGAGGCUAGACAGAAAAGAUGGAAUAGCAAAAGUAAUAGGAACAAUUUGCUGUGUAGCGGGGGCCUCAGUUAUCACUUUAUACAAGGGUCCAGUCGUAUACAGCCCAGUUCCACCACUCAACAAACCUACACCAAUGUUUGUUUCUCUUGGAGAUGCAAGGGGCAAGAACUGGACCCUUGGCUGUAUCUAUCUCAUUGGCCAUUGCUUGUCUUGGUCCGGUUGGCUUGUGCUUCAGGCACCAGUUCUAAAGAAAUACCCAGCCAGGCUAUCUGUCACCUCCUAUACAUGCUUUUUUGGACUUAUACAGUUCUUGAUCAUUGCUGCCAUUUUUGAAAGGGAUACACAGGCUUGGAUGUUCCACUCUGGUGGAGAACUCUUCACCAUCCUUUAUGCGGGAGUGGUGGCAUCAGGGAUUGCCUUCGCUGUACAGAUAUGGUGCAUUGACAGGGGUGGCCCUGUUUUCGUCGCUGUUUAUCAACCUGUUCAAACUCUUGUUGUCGCCAUCAUGGCUUCCAUUGCAUUAGGCGAAGAGUUCUAUCUUGGAGGGAUGAUUGGAGCAGUAUUAAUCAUAAUUGGAUUAUACCUUGUUCUAUGGGGCAAAAGUGAAGAAAAGAAGUUCGCAGCAAAGGAAAGUGCAGCCAUCCAGUCCAGUGCGGACCACGCAAGCAUCAGAUCACAAGCUCACAUCAAGACAUCCCUUACUCAGCCACUCCUCCCUUCGUCAACGGAAAAUGUUUGACCACCAAGAAUCCUAACCCUUUAACAACACAGUUGGCUGGAGAGAGCCAGAUGAUUUGAAGGGGCCAACAAAAAAAAAAACUACAAAAAAUUGCACUACUUUAUUAAGAAGGCUUGUGUGUGUAUGAAGAAGUUCUAUUUCUUUUCUUUUUUGUUUGGUUAGUGUUUUUUUUCCCCUUUGGGUUAGUAGGAGAUUGAGGAAGGGAAGAUUUUGAGGGGAUGAAAAUGAUUAUUAUUGUCAGUUGGUAUGGCCCUUUGGCCAGAAACCCCUUCUUAUGCUUUAUAUGUUAAAUUAAGCUAUGUUUUGUUUUUACCAAAAGAAAAGAUGUGCACAUUAUGAUA
This is a messenger RNA of Ricinus communis (castor bean), 1590 nucleotides long. Its product is annotated as protein WALLS ARE THIN 1. The transcript has 6 exons. Gene Ontology annotation, cellular component: plasma membrane. Lineage: Eukaryota; Viridiplantae; Streptophyta; Magnoliopsida; Malpighiales; Euphorbiaceae. Gene Ontology annotation, molecular function: transmembrane transporter activity. Bases 95 to 1249 code for a protein of 384 amino acids. The record is from RefSeq and is a predicted model, not a curated record.